This is a messenger RNA of Homo sapiens (human), 4178 nucleotides long. It is a transcript of the gene TRA2B, whose product is annotated as transformer 2 beta homolog. Gene Ontology annotation, cellular component: nucleus. The record is from RefSeq and is marked reviewed. The transcript is spliced from 9 exons. Bases 155 to 1021 code for a protein of 288 amino acids. Gene Ontology annotation, molecular function: nucleic acid binding; RNA binding. NCBI's taxonomy places the organism in Eukaryota, Metazoa, Chordata, Mammalia, Primates, Hominidae.
AGAGCCCGUGCGGAGGCGGUGCGGAGCAUUUCGGCUCUGAGCGGCUGGGCGACCGGCGCGUCGUGCGGGGCUGCGGCGGAGCCUCCUUAAGGAAGGUGCAAGAGGUUGGCAGCUUCGAUUGAAGCACAUCGACCGGCGACAGCAGCCAGGAGUCAUGAGCGACAGCGGCGAGCAGAACUACGGCGAGCGGGAAUCCCGUUCUGCUUCCAGAAGUGGAAGUGCUCACGGAUCGGGGAAAUCUGCAAGGCAUACCCCUGCAAGGUCUCGCUCCAAGGAAGAUUCCAGGCGUUCCAGAUCAAAGUCCAGGUCCCGAUCUGAAUCUAGGUCUAGAUCCAGAAGAAGCUCCCGAAGGCAUUAUACCCGGUCACGGUCUCGCUCCCGCUCCCAUAGACGAUCACGUAGCAGGUCUUACAGUCGAGAUUAUCGUAGACGGCACAGCCACAGCCAUUCUCCCAUGUCUACUCGCAGGCGUCAUGUUGGGAAUCGGGCAAAUCCUGAUCCUAACUGUUGUCUUGGAGUAUUUGGGCUGAGCUUGUACACCACAGAAAGAGAUCUAAGAGAAGUGUUCUCUAAAUAUGGUCCCAUUGCCGAUGUGUCUAUUGUAUAUGACCAGCAGUCUAGGCGUUCAAGAGGAUUUGCCUUUGUAUAUUUUGAAAAUGUAGAUGAUGCCAAGGAAGCUAAAGAACGUGCCAAUGGAAUGGAGCUUGAUGGGCGUAGGAUCAGAGUUGAUUUCUCUAUAACAAAAAGACCACAUACGCCAACACCAGGAAUUUACAUGGGGAGACCUACCUAUGGCAGCUCUCGCCGUCGGGAUUACUAUGACAGAGGAUAUGAUCGGGGCUAUGAUGAUCGGGACUACUAUAGCAGAUCAUACAGAGGAGGAGGUGGAGGAGGAGGAGGAUGGAGAGCUGCCCAAGACAGGGAUCAGAUUUAUAGAAGGCGGUCACCUUCUCCUUACUAUAGUCGUGGAGGAUACAGAUCACGUUCCAGAUCUCGAUCAUACUCACCUCGUCGCUAUUAAAGCAUGAAGACUUUCUGAAACCUGCCCUAGAGCUGGGAUAUUGUUUGUGGGCAAUAUUUUUUAUUGUCUCUUGUUUAAAAAGUGAACAGUGCCUAGUGAAGUUAGGUGACUUUUACACCUUUUACGAUGACUACUUUUGGUGGAGUUGAAAUGCUGUUUUCAUUCUGCAUUUGUGUAGUUUGGUGCUUUGUUCCAAGUUAAGUGUUUUCAGAAAAGUAUGUUUUGCAUGUAUUUUUUUACAGUCUAAAUUUUGACUGCUGAGAAGUUUCUAUUGUACAAAACUUCAUUUAAAAGGUUUUUCUACUGAAUCCAGGGUAUUCUGAAGAUCGAAGCCUGUGUAAAAUGCUACCAAAUGGCAAAAAGCAACAAUAAACAGUUUGAUUUUUACUUUUCUUUCUAACAUAUCAAUGCUUAGCAGAACUAUUCAGAUUGUCAGUAGUAAAUUUAAAGACAAAUGCCCGUUUUCCUCCAGUCCAUGAAACAUACCAUACUUAUAUACCUGCAACUAAGUGUUUAAAAUUAUGCUCUGUAACUCUGUACUGCUAGUAUUAGAACUAAAAAUCUUAAAAUACAGCCAGUGCUUAAUGCUUAUAUCAAUGUGGAUUUGUCGGCUUUUAUGUAAUCUGUAAUAUGUAUAGCAGGAAAUACGAAGAGUUACACAGUGUAUGCCUUAAAAGGCUGUUUCUUAAAGGUGUUACAAGGGGAUAAUGGUAUUUCAACUAGUUAUCAGCAAGUGACAAUACAUUCCACCACAAAUACACUCUUGUUCUUCUAGCUUUUAGACUAUAUGAAAAAACCGGGUGCUUCAAAGUACAUGAUAAGGGAACACUAUACCUGUCAUGGAUGAACUGAAGACUUUGCCUGUUCAUUUUUUAAAUAUUAUUUUCAGGUCCUUUGCUUACCAAAGGAGGCCCAAUUUCACUCAAAUGUUUUGAGAACUGUGUUUAAAUAAACGCAAAUGAAAAGAAAAAUGUUGGUGCAGCUGUUCACAAAGAAGUGUUCUUGUUCUAUUAUAAUUAGAGUUCUUCUGUAGUUUAAUCGUUAGGGCAGUGUGUUCCUUGGGCUGAGGUGUAUCUUUGCUAUUUUGGGCUGGGUUGAGGGGGGGAUGAAUUUCUGUAUUCCUGGAAAAUUCAGAGUGCAUAACUAGGUAUUAGAGUGAUCUCCAUUUGGGGAUGGAGUUACAGUAAAUAACUAGACUGCGGGUACUUUAAUACAUGUUCUUAUUAUUUUGCAUUUAAGUAAUUUUCAUGACCAAUUGUAGGGAUGUUGCUACAGGUGGGUUAUUUUGUUGCCUUGCUAACCUUUAUCGCAUCUAGGUAUUAGUAUGUUUCAGGUACUUUGGGAAGAACUUUACAUAUAAUCUUUAGCAAUGAAAUGAUGUAGAGUAACUUACCUUAGUUCAAAUAGCUGUUUAAGUGGCAAUGCCACGAUCUGAAUUGAACCUAGGUGAUCUUAGUCCACAGUUCUCUUGAUCAUGAUGUCUCAAAUCUGGGUACCUGGGUGAUGGAAAAUACCAGUAAUGGAGCAUAGGCAGUAUUGGCAGGUCUUAAUUUGUAAAACUUACUGUCCAGGGUGUUUUCAGUGUUUGCCAACUUGUGGUAAAUUAAUAUGCUUAGAGAACUACCCUUAGGUUUGUUUCUGAUAAGCAUGUGGAAACAACUUAGUAUAUGCCUGAUGGGUUAUUUCAAAUUGUUCUCAAUGAGUUUUGAAACAAGAAUUUGUAGUAUUUAUAUAUAAAGUUGAGUUUUAGGGUGUGGUCCCAGAGGGGGUUGUGUUAUGGAUGGAUACAUUAAAGGCUGAGAAACCUGGUUUUAUCGUGGUAGUAUAUACAGGCAUCCUUUCCUGAAGUAACUACAUUCUCCACCAUUUUCUCCCCAACCAAACCUCUCCCCAUCAGUUAACUGAUGGCUUGCGAGUUCACACUCCUGAUAAUCUCGAACAUAACCCUCGGUUUCUAUCCUAAAGCCUGAGUUUUAGCCCUUUAGUUGUGUAGCCAUCCUUUAUCCUGCUGAUUGAAAGUUUCCUUUUUUAGGCUAGUUUGAGUUGUUUUCUGGCUUUUAGAUUUGAAAGAAUUUUAGCCAUUUGACAUGGCUACAAAGAGUGUUAACAGGCAAAAGACUGAGGAAAAUUUGGAAUUUUACCAAGUUGAGAUAGACUGAGAAGUAGUGAGACAAAGUGGUAGUCUUUUGAUGUGCUGUAAUGCUAGUCGCCAGUUUCAUGAAAGGGAGGCAGCAGUUACCCGUAGGUAACCCCUAGGUAACUGCUGCCAUGGGCAGCUGAAUCAGACAAAAGCCAUGGGAAAGGAUAAAUUUGAGUCUUAAAGUUACUGCCUCAAGGCAAAGGGACUUGGAGGCUUUUAUAUGCCAAUACAAACAAUCCAUUUCUUAUAGCUGUAGGGCUGAGACUACUAAAACCAAAUGUAAAGUUCAUUUGGAAGAUUGCUAAGUUAAAUAGUUUUAUACUAGGCUUUUGUGAAACUUCUCAGGAAAUCAACAGGGUCCCAGCAAGUGGAAAUAAGGCUGUGUCAAAAGAUUUGUAGACCUGGGAGCAGGGGUUUCCGAUCUCCUGGCCAUGGAUUGCCUGAGCUCCGCCGCCUGUCAGAUCAGCAACAGCAGAUUUUCAUAGCAGGAAUCCUAUUGUGAAGUGCGCUUGAGAGGGAUCUAGCUUGCACAUUUCCUUAUGGAAAUCUAACUACAUGUUAGAGAAUGCUCAAGGUCUGCAAUGUUUACAUUGUUGCCCCUACAUAAGGAAUAUAUGCCUUAAGAUAAAACUAAUAGCUCUUAGCCCUCUUACACCAUUGACUAGGAUUCCAAUUCUGCAAGGCCCAGGAGGAGAAAUUGAGAAUUAGAAGUUUCACCGAGAAGAAAUAAAAAGAUUUGGUUUGCAUUAUCAAAAUUUCUGUAAAUUAUAUGGAAAUUUUGAGGAUGGAUUAGGCUGGAUUUAUUAGCAGUGGACACGCCUCCAAUAUUCCUUCAGCAUGCCAUCUCAGUGGAUUUUGAUUGGCUCUUGUAGGAUUGGACUUAAUGCUAGCUUAUGCCAAAUGUCAUCAAAAAGCCAGAAUGCUACUACAGUAAUGUAAAGGAUUAUUGUAUAUAGUGUAAAGGAUUAUUAUGUGUAAUCUUUAAUAUAUAAUGUAAAGACUUAAAAGUGACAAGAA